AUGGACAAAGUCUGGUUCAAGCUUCGGCAGACACACUACCCUCCCGGCCCAGAGAAGGCUAUCCUUGCCGGCAAUGGAGACGACUCGCACGCGCCCCUCUGCUUGGGCCAUUGCAUCGCAGACCUGAAGCACAUAGACUUCCCCAUCAACUCCGGCGCGGUGGUGGCGUUCCCGAUGCGCAUGAACGUUUUUCAGUCGCAUGUCAUUGACUUCAAGUGGGAGCGCACCAGCGGCUUCGCGACGUCUUUGGCGCUUGUUGCGAGUGCGCCUGUGGCCGCGGCGCUGGGGUUGGGGACGGUCAAGGCGAGUGUUGGUCUUGCGUUUAAGAGGUCUGUUAGCAAGCAUGAGGAGUAUGAACGCCUUGAUACGUAUAUUGUUCAGCCUAGUCGGCGCUAUGUCGAGCAGUGCCUUGAGACGGAUGAGCUGAAGAGGUAUAUUGGUAACAAGGCGGAUUGGUCAUUCUUCUUGAUUACAGGGAUCAGAGUUGCUCGAGCGGGGAAGCGGUCUGGCGAGAGUACGAAGAAUGUAGUGGCCAGAGGGGGGCCAGAUCAAGCUUAUGCUGAGAGCGGCACCCUCGACAGGACAGAGAAGAUUGAAGAGGGCAAGGUUUCCGAUUUUGUUUGGGCGAUUCGCCUUGCUAAGAUACAUAAGGGAUUUCUUAUGACGGACUGGUCUAUGGGUCCUUAUACACGCCGUGCUACCUUUGGCCAGGAGGGCGAGCAGCAGGUUGAUGUUGGCGCUGUUGUUGAAGGAGAGGGAUUGAGCUCUUUUCAAGUUGUUGAAGAUGAUGAUCUUGGUGAAGCUAUUGUGAUGGACGCGGAGCAAUGGGGUAACGACUAA
This is a messenger RNA of Trichoderma virens Gv29-8, 840 nucleotides long. RefSeq lists its product as uncharacterized. The record is from RefSeq and is a predicted model, not a curated record. The coding region runs from base 1 to 840 and encodes 279 amino acids. The transcript is spliced from 2 exons. Lineage: Eukaryota; Fungi; Ascomycota; Sordariomycetes; Hypocreales; Hypocreaceae.